AUGGCUCGUUCUGGAACAUAUUUGCUGCAUAGACUUGUUAAAAACGAUGAGAAUUUAGAGUUACUUCGUGAUUGUCUUUCUAGAGGAAUGGAUCCAAACCGACUUCGACCGUAUGGGUUUGGUCAGAAAGGAAAUGUCGGACGUGGUGAAGCACCACUUCAUAUAGCGGCAGGAAGCAACGAAAGUAAUCUUGAAGCUGUAAAAGAAUUAAUUAAAGCUGGCGCUGAUGUAAAUUUACGGGACUAUGUUGGCAAUACACCUCUACAUAACGCAGCACUUUCUCAGAAGCGGGACCUUGUGGAUUUUUUAAUUCAAUCCGGGGCUUCUCCAAAUAUUCGAAAUUUUUAUGGUCAAACUGCGCUACAUUUCGCAGUCUAUAAUCAUAUGGAUAAUUUUACUGACGCACGGAUAAUCAUAAAGUUACUACAACAUGAAGGCAUAUUUGUGGACCAAAAGGAUAAUGAAGAAAUUACUCCACUAAUAUUGGCAGUUCAAAAGAAUCAUCUAGAGGCAGUGGAGAUAUUACUGUAUAAAGGAGCAGAUCCUAACAUCGCUAACACCUCAUUAGAAACCCCUUUACACGUAUCAUUAUCUAGUAGAAAUCCAAAUUAUUUUAUUGUGGUUCAACUUCUAAUGAAAGGAGCUAAAAUCUAUAAAAUGGAUAAAAAUGGACAAACUCCAAUGGAUGUUUUAAUUAAUCAUGCUAGAAAUAAUCAGUCUCUUCGAUUCGCAAAAAGCAUUUUGAAAAUAAUUGUCUUCAGAUAUCAAAUUCAUGAAGACAUAAAACGUAAAAUUGAAAUGGUACCACAACUAAAACAAUGUCUGAUCAAAUGUUGUGAAGAAACUGAAGGAAUGAAAAAAUGUUUAAUUGCUAAAAAUUUGACACUCCAUGAAUUUGUUAUAGAUUGUUUUCAAGAAGAUAGUUUUAGCAACCCGGUAUUACAGAUUUAUAAACCUGUAUUGGAGAGAUUAUUCCAAGGUUUUUAUAUUGAAUAUUUUUAUGAUAUAUUUGAUCGCAUUUCGGAUUUGGAUUUAAGAGAAAUAUUGGAAAUAACUGUUCAUUUGAUCAAAGAUAAAAAAUAUUCAAAGAUGGGAGAUUUUACUCAUUUGUUAUCGAAAAUAAAAACUGAUUUUAUUGUUAAAUUUUUAUCUCGUUCGGAACUAUUUUACUUAAUUGUGGCAGUUUCUAAUGUGAGAAUUUUCGAGUCAUUGCAGCUUUUACAUGAACGUCAUAUGACGUGGCUUGAAUAUUUGAAUAGAAAGCCUACAGUUGGCCAGUAUUCCUGUAGUGACAACGAUUCUAUCGACUCAGCUUGA
This is a messenger RNA of Argiope bruennichi, 1317 nucleotides long. RefSeq lists its product as uncharacterized. Gene Ontology annotation, molecular function: protein binding. The record is from RefSeq and is a predicted model, not a curated record. The transcript has a single exon. NCBI's taxonomy places the organism in Eukaryota, Metazoa, Arthropoda, Arachnida, Araneae, Araneidae. Bases 1 to 1317 code for a protein of 438 amino acids.